Messenger RNA from Eimeria acervulina, 618 nucleotides. Its product is annotated as ribosomal protein L15, putative. Gene Ontology annotation, biological process: cytoplasmic translation. Bases 1 to 618 code for a protein of 205 amino acids. Gene Ontology annotation, cellular component: cytosolic large ribosomal subunit; ribosome. Gene Ontology annotation, molecular function: RNA binding; structural constituent of ribosome. The transcript has 3 exons. NCBI's taxonomy places the organism in Eukaryota, Apicomplexa, Conoidasida, Eucoccidiorida, Eimeriidae. The record is from RefSeq and is a predicted model, not a curated record.
AUGGGGGCGUACAAAUAUUUAGAGGAGCUCUGGAAGAAGAAACAAGCAGAUGUGCUGCGCUUUUUAUUGCGCGUGCGCACCUGGGAAUAUCGUCAGCUGCCGGCCGUUCAUAGAUGCAGCCGCUCUUCAAGACCUGAUAAGGCUCGUCGUUUAGGAUACAAGAAGAAGCAGGGUUUUGUAAUAUAUAGAGUAAGAGUGCGUAGAGGCGACAGAAAGAGAAGAGUAGCGAAGGGUAUAGUGUAUGGGAAGCCGACGAACCAGGGUGUUGAUAAGCAGAAGUCUGUGAUGAAUUUGCGUCAAAUAGCUGAGGCUCGUGUAGGUAGAAGUGUAUGCAGCAGCUUAAGAGUAUUGAAUAGCUACUGGGUGGGUCAAGACGCUGUAUAUAAAUAUUAUGAAGUAAUACUUAUAGACCCUCAGCAUAAUGCUAUUCGGAACGAUCCUAGAUAUCAGUGGAUUGUUAAACCUCAAAUGAAGCACAGAGAACUCAGAGGUUUAACUGCUGCCGGCAGAAAGAGUAGAGGUUUAAAUAAACGAGGCAGCUUCAACACAAAGAUGAUGCCGAGCAGAAGAGCUAACUGGAAGCGAAGACAAAUGCUGCAACUCAGAAGAUAUAGAUAA